AUGAGUGCAUCUAACUUACAGGAAAGUGAAGUGCGAAUCGCACACUCUCUGAAUUUGAAGGAGGUGGCGUGUGUGAAAAAAAGGAGAAGUGAAAUCUGGUCAAGCCUGAAAACACUUGGUAUAAACUGUAGUCAGGAUAAAGUUCCAAACAUUGCAUUACUGGGUUCUGGAGGAGGACAAAGAGCCAUGGUGGGUUUGCUGGGAUCCCUGGAUCAGCUUGAUAAAACAGGUCUUCUGAAGUGUCUUCUUUAUCUGAGCGGAGUUUCUGGAUCCACCUGGUGCAUGGCCUCCUUAUAUCAGGAACCAAACUGGUCCACUGAACUACAGACUGUGAAAGAGAAAAUCGUCAGCAGAAUCAGUGGUCCUCCAGUCAGCUGGUCAGAUGCGUAUGCCAAACUGAAGAAAUAUUACAUUGAGAAAGAGUACUUCAGCUUGACUCAUGUGUGGGCAGCGAUGGUCAUCACAACAUAUGUGAAAGAGAUCGACGAGCGCACAUUCACAGAUUGGUUGGGGCAGUCCAAGAACAACCCGUUUCCCAUCUACACUUUGAUUGACAAGGAAUGUAAACAGUCCGGAGAUGGAGAUCCCUGGUUCGAGAUUAGUCCAUGUGAAGCAGGCUAUUCUCUCACUGGAGCGUUUGUGAAAACUUCCAGCUUCGGCAGUCAGUUUGUAAAUGGCCGUAAGAAAACAUCUCAGCCUGAAAUGGACAUGCUGCUCCUGCAAGCUCUGUGUGGCAGUGCUCUGGCUGAUGGAGAAGAAAAUAUAAAAUUCCUCUGGGGAAAAAUCAAAGGUUUGUUUAAACAUGCAAGUGCUCAAAUGAUUGAGCAGAUGGAGGAAGAUCCAACCCUUCAACAUGUAGAACCUUGUACAGAAGUGCUGGAGGAACUUGUAGACAUAAAUAUCUGUCUUUUGGAUGGAGAAGAUCCUACUACUCUUGAUCAUUCUAUCAGAAAAAAUCUUAAAGAGCCCACACCACGGCCUCCUGGCUGUGCUGCACAGGGGUGGUUCUUCCCCAGGCUAAUGCGUAUGCUUCGCACGGCGAUCGACUAUGCUCUUAUGACCUUCAAGUCAACUGCCUGUAGGCGUUCUCGGCGACACCGUCUGGGACUUACCCAGGAGUCCUCAGUGGUGAAAGAUCAUCCGUGCGCGAUGGCGCAGAUCAUCUCUUGGUGGGCUCGGAAAACUGCUCUCCCCAUCAGACCUGUCCGCGCUGGCCAUUCCUCGCCGAAGGAGAAGAACCGUUCUUUCCCCGGUGGAGGCUGGGGCGCCCCUACGAAUGUAUGUAGCGAGCCCAAAAGAGCGGCUUUUCCUCACUCUGGGUGUGGAAGCCCAAUUGCUGCCAGCAUUGAACGGACUGCCUUCCAGCUCUCAGCUUUGGUGCAUUUCGCCACAGGCCAGAGGAUGAGCUCCUUUCUUGCACCUCCAGCCACUCCGCUGGAUCCUGGGAGGAAACUGUCCCUCCGCGGGAACGUCAGCGAUCGUUCCGGUGAUGCUGCUCAUUUGGACUCUGUCGGCCUGGUUAGCGCUGCUCAGCCCGUUAUAGUAGCUCACGUGAGCGGUCUGAAACUCGGCUAUGCGUUUCAAUUCGCUGUUGGCCUCCCGAGUUCACGGGAUUUGGCAGCUUUGGCAGUGACUGAGAAUCUGGCAGCUCUGGUGGAUCUGGUAGUUCUAGUAGUGGCUGAGGAUCUGGCAGCUCUAGAGGUGGCGGUGGCAGCUCUGGCAGUAACAGAUCUGGUGGUGGCGGCAUCGACUCUGGCAGCUCUAGUGGCGGUGCCGUCGACUCUGGCAGCUCUAGUGGCUUUGGCAGCACUGGCAGUAAUGGCUCUGGCGAUGGCCUUUCAGGAACAGGAACAGACUCGCGACAGGAAGCCAUCUUGUGAGCUGGAGGACUGGAAGAGGCCAUGUUGUGCUCCGGCACCUUGGCCUGUUCGAGUUUCGGGUCAACCGAGUAUGAGCGAACUUUCCCCCAGGCAGAGCUUCUCUUAUCUCGGGUUGAAGCUGGACUUGAGGCUCCUGGGGCAUAUGACACUUGUAGCUAUCACGCCGCUCAAUUGCUCAUAUGAGACCAAUUCAGCGCUGGCUUCGCAAUCGAGUCCCCAAAUGGGCAUGGUGCACCGGGUGUACAUCACCACGCUGGGUCUCUGCACCUUCAGCACCUGGAUGGAUCUUGCCUUCUACGGGCCUGAAACGGAGACUCCACCCCGGUACAUUCCAGCUGUUAUGGCACGCUUCAGAGAAGCCCAGGUCAUCCUGCUGUUUCUCCCGAGCGGCCCUUCGCUGGCUGCUUUCUUUGCUCUGCACAAAGGCGCUGGCUCUCAGCUGGCCCUGGUUUCCCCUGAUAAAAGCAGUGAAAAUGAAUACACGUUGGAAGUGUGCGAAUUCCUGGAUGAAUUGCAAAUGAAAUUGAACAUAAACUGGCCUGUAGGUUUGAAGAUGUGGAUAAGGAUUUUUGUAUGCAUGGCUAAGUGGACCUGGGGCAGGAAUUAUGACUUUCUCUACAACAUGAGAGAUCCCGCAGUUCCCGCUGCUCUUUUGAAAAGUCAAACGAGAGACUAUGAAGAUGCUGGACUAUUGCUGAACUCACCCUAUUUCUCUGUGCUGAGAACAGAAAGAAACGUUGACCUCAUCAUUUCUCUGGAUUUCAGUGAAGGCGAUCCUUUCCUGACAGUGAAAGAAGCUGCUGAGGCAUGCAGCAAACUAAAGAUCCCUUUCCCUCCAAUCAACUUACUUGAUGAGGACAUCAAGAACCCAAAGGAUUUCUAUGUGUUCAAAUCAACAGACAAAAAGGCUCCAACCGUGAUCCAUAUUCCUCUCUUCAAUGUGAUCAACUGUGGAGAUGAACUUGGGCAGUAUAGGAAGAAAUAUCGUACUUUUCAAGGAGCUUACAGCGCUGAGAUGAUCAAGGAUCUAAUGAACGUCGCUGGAAAAAACGUCUCAAACAACAAACAGAAGCUGAUUAAUGUAAUCAAUGAAGUCAUUAGGCAGAAAUGA
Danio aesculapii is the source of this 2991-nucleotide messenger RNA. RefSeq lists its product as uncharacterized. The record is from RefSeq and is a predicted model, not a curated record. Lineage: Eukaryota; Metazoa; Chordata; Actinopteri; Cypriniformes; Danionidae. Gene Ontology annotation, molecular function: calcium ion binding; calcium-dependent phospholipid binding. Gene Ontology annotation, biological process: glycerophospholipid catabolic process. Bases 1 to 2991 code for a protein of 996 amino acids. The transcript has 22 exons. Gene Ontology annotation, cellular component: cytosol; nucleoplasm; nuclear envelope.